AUGCCUCCAAGAUUUUCUGGUCUCACUACAACUAGUGACCUCAGCUUCAUCUCUUCGGAACCUUCCGUGAUAACGUCUCGAUCCGGCAAGCGGUUCUUUGUACAUAGCGGUGUUAUCGGCGACCUAUACCUAUGCACUGUUGGCCAAAGCCCCGGAGAUAUCGACCUCUCGGCUUGGAGUGAUGACACAGUCAGCCGGUGGAUCCAGUUCCUGUAUGCUGGGAACUAUCAGAUCCCUGAACCCGCCUGGCAGGAGGACGACAAAGAAGAGGAAGAGGAUGAAGAGGAAGAGGGGGAUGAACAGGCUCCAACGGACAGAGAUGGGUCAAAUACACCCGACACAGUUCAAAUUCAGUCGGCCCUUACGAACUCGAAAGAAUGGCAUUCGAUCGCCUCUAUUCUGCGCUUCAGUAGUGCCGGUAGCUUUAUAGAGAAGGGUGCCUCCAAACCAGCAAUCGACUUCAUCGAGACGUUAGCCUAUACCUUCAAUUUGGCCGAGACUACAUGUAGUGAUUAUCGCAUUAGACUAGGGGCGCGGGGACUAGCUCUUUUCAAGGAUUUCGCAGUAACGCAUUUCGGAAAUCUGAUGGUUCGUAAGGAAAUGUCAUCCUUGAUGCGAAAGAACGGUGAUUUUGCUGUUCAGUUGAUGGGGUUGGUUGCCAAUAAAGUUCGUAAGAUAGAGAGCGAUUCCAAGAACUAG
Morchella sextelata is the source of this 699-nucleotide messenger RNA. RefSeq lists its product as uncharacterized. The record is from RefSeq and is a predicted model, not a curated record. The coding region runs from base 1 to 699 and encodes 232 amino acids. NCBI's taxonomy places the organism in Eukaryota, Fungi, Ascomycota, Pezizomycetes, Pezizales, Morchellaceae. The transcript has 3 exons.